AUUGCCCUUUCUUUUUGCAGGAAACACUUAAAAAAAAUAUUUAAUUGUAACCAUGUCUGGACGUCAAGGUGGUAAACUUAAGCCUUUGAAGCAAGCCAAGAAGAAGAACAACGAACUCGACGAGGAGGAUCUUGCUUUCAAGAAGAAGCAGCAGGAAGAAGCCAAGAAGUUGAAGGAAUUGCAAGCCAAGGCUGGCGGCAAAGGACCUCUCCGUAAGUUGACCGCACAUGGAAAAAAAAAAGUCACCACAGCCAAAUCAUAUGAUAAACUAAUCGGUUUUCAUUUCCUUUCCAAUCUAGUUUCCGGUGGAAUUAAGAAGAGUGGCAAGAAAUAAAGCAUCCAACUCAUCCCGCAUAGUUUUUGAACAUUAAUGAAAAGCUAGAUCAACCUUUUUCUUUUAUUCUUGCACGUAGCGUAGAAUUCCCGCAUAUUUUGCAUUUUGCAUAAGCCGAAAAUAUCGAUCCUAUAAUAUUUCGGAUACAUAUGGAAAAAGGUUGAACUGGUUUGGAUCUGUCUGGUGGCAAAAAGUCG
Molecule: messenger RNA, 531 nt
Organism: Radiomyces spectabilis
Lineage: Eukaryota; Fungi; Mucoromycota; Mucoromycetes; Mucorales; Radiomycetaceae
Product: translation machinery associated TMA7-domain-containing protein
Exons: 3
Coding region: 53-334 (93 amino acids)
Source: RefSeq, a predicted model, not a curated record